Molecule: messenger RNA, 1137 nt
Organism: Octodon degus (degu)
Lineage: Eukaryota; Metazoa; Chordata; Mammalia; Rodentia; Octodontidae
Product: dnaJ homolog subfamily C member 24-like
Exons: 2
Coding region: 26-496 (156 amino acids)
Biological process (GO): positive regulation of ATP-dependent activity
Molecular function (GO): ferrous iron binding; ATPase activator activity
Source: RefSeq, a predicted model, not a curated record
AGAAAACCCGCUCGUAGCUCGAGGGAUGAUGGCGAGGGAGCAGAUGCCAAAGAAGGAUUGGUAUGGCGUCCUGGGGGCGGACCCGUCUGCCGAUGUGUCAGACUUAAAACAGAAGUAUCAGAAACUCCUAUUAAUGUAUCACCCUGACAAGCAGAGCACAGCCACACCGGCAGAGACGCUGGAGGAGCAUCGACAGAAGUUCAUUGAGGUGGGCCAGGCCUGGAAGGUUCUGGGGAAUGAAGAGUUGAGGAAGGAGUACGACCUGCAGCGGCACGAAGAUGAGCUCAGAAGUGUGGGACCAGUACAUGCACACGUGUAUCUGGAAGAAAUGUCUUGGAACGAAGAUGACUCUGGCAGCAAAGGAGGCGCCCGUUCUUUCUCUCUGAGCUGCCGGUGUGGUGGCACAUACAGCAUUUGUGAGCAGGAGGUGGCAGCCACGGGCCUGGUUCCCUGUGACACGUGCUCGCUGAUGGUGGAGCUCCUUCACAACAGCUGAGCUGGGCCACGGUGGAGGUUGUGUGGAGCCCGGCCCUGUCCUCCAGGAGAGGCCAAGCAGGCUUCCAGAGUCCUCCAGGGCCACCGCAGAGUAAUAGGAAUGAGCUGCUUCACUUAGAACUGGUAUUUAUAGACUGCAAAAGGAAAAACUUCAAUUACAAUUUGCAUUUUAUGGAUUGGUGUCUGAAAACUUUUGUUUGCUCCUUGGAAAACAAGAAUUUUCUUUUUGAAAUGAGGCUGUUUCCUGUUGUGUUCACUGUGGUGCUGUGGAUUCCUUCACAGAGACUUGGGUUCUGAUCUGAGAGACUUACCAGCUGCAGGAGGGUGGCCCGGCGGAGGCGACCUGCGCAUUCGGGUAGAGAAGGGGAGGCAGCAGCCGGGGAAGCGCCCUGCAUCUCCAAGUGCAGUGUGAAGAGUGGAAGCUCAAUCUCAAGUAGCUGCUUCCCUUUCUUAUUCCAGAACCUUGAGAUUGGCCUCUCCCUCCCUGUGUUAGGAAUCACCUCUGGGCUGAUGGCACAGACGGUAAUCACGUGGCGCCGGGGACUACCCUGCCCUGGCAGUGUUUCCUUACUUCUGUGUACAGUGCUGCCUCCCUUGUUGAAUGACUCCAGAGCCCAAACUCCACCAUUUGAACAGAAAGAU